Molecule: messenger RNA, 972 nt
Organism: Alternaria incomplexa
Lineage: Eukaryota; Fungi; Ascomycota; Dothideomycetes; Pleosporales; Pleosporaceae
Exons: 2
Coding region: 1-972 (323 amino acids)
Source: RefSeq, a predicted model, not a curated record
AUGCCUAACACUACUUUUAACCCCGACGCUCUCCCCGAUCUCAAGGACAAAGUGUUCAUCGUCACCGGAGGAAACUCAGGCAUAGGAUACUACACCGUAGCCCAUCUCGCAGAACAUGGCGCGCACGUAUACAUGUGCGCUCGCAACGUGGACAAGGGCACAGAAGCAAUAGCCAGAAUCAAGAACACACACCCAUCCGCCCACAUCGACCUUCUACAAAUGGAUCUCAAAGUUCUCACCAGCGUUGUCGCAGCCGCGCAACGCUUCCUCACGCUCGAGACCGCGCUGCACGGCCUCGUCAACAACGCCGGCAUCAUGGCAACGCCAUUCGAGCUGACCCAAGACGGGCACGAAGCGCAGUGGCAGACGAACUACCUAUCGCACUGGGUAUUCACACAUCACCUCCUUCCCUUGAUGCUAGCAACAUCCAAAACGCUUCCCCCCGGAAGCGUGCGCAUCGUUAAUCUCACUUCGUCCGGACACUUGCAAGCGCCGAAAGGCGGAAUUAACUUCGAUAACCCCGCGUUGAAAGAUGCGGGCGACAUGGUUCGCUACGGGCAGAGUAAGCUCGCUAACAUCCUGCAUACCAAGUCGCUUCACAAGGCGUACGGUCCGGGGUCAGCAAGCGCCACCGACAACGAGGGAGAAAUCUGGACUUCUUGUGUGCAUCCGGGGCUCGUGGAGACGAAUCUGCAAGAGGGUGUGAACAAAUCGAAUUUGGCCAUGCAGGGCAUGAUCACGGUUUUGCGAAAGACUGGUAUGUUUUGGUCGUCGGAUAGGGGCUCGUAUAAUAGUCUUUACUGUGUUGCGGGUGAUGGCAUGAAGGCGGAGCAGAGUGGCGGAUAUCUUGAGAUCUUUGGUCGCUUUGGGGAGCCAACGUGCGAGAGUAAGCCUGCGAGGAAUGCGGCGCUUGCGGAGCGGUUGGAAGAGUAUACCAAGGAGGAGAUGAAGAAGGGAGGUUGGGUUCAGUAA